ACCAAAAGAAGGUCCUCCCCAACACCAUUGUCUACGGCUGUUUUGCACAUAUAAAUCCGGGCUCCCCUCGUAGAGAUCGAAACCCCGUUCCCUUCCUGGUCAAGCGGAGAAUCCUCGAUCCCAAGAGCCCUAAACCCUAUAUCCCGUGUUAGAAGGGCUUCGGAUGCAUAGCUCGAUGAAUUGGUGUACUCGAAGUCCCAGAUGCUAGGGUUCUCAUCUCCCUGAAGAGGUUUAGCAUGGGAAUGGGGCAUUCAGAUUUGUUAUUUUGAAUUCUGAGCAAAAUGGCCAAAACUCGAUCGGGAGGUCAGCAGAAAGAAGCGGAUUCCAGCAGACCGAAAAGCAGGGCUGCUGCUCAGAAAGUGAAAGCUAAGAUAACUAAAAGUUCAACCGCGUCUGGUUCGACAUCUAACGGAGGCUCGAGAAGCAGGAACACACCAAGCAAUGCGAAAGAUGCCAGAAAUUCCGUCACAUCCGGCUCCGAAGCAGCAGACUCGAUCAAUCUGAGAAGGUCCAGCCGCGAACCACCUACGAAAAGAACGAGCGUCUCGUCAAGUACUACCACCGGUUCGCGGAAAUCCGGAAGGCUUGCUAAUCAGUCUCCGCCAUUUUCGCCCGGUGAAAAGAAGUCAGAAAGAGCAGAGAAAAAAAGGCCUCGAAGUCCCGUCAGAAAGUCUGACAGAGUCGAGAAGAACAGAGCCUCGAGUUCCUCUGGUUUCAAAAGUCCCAACAAAAGCCCGAGCCCAGUGGCUACUGCUAAGAGCACGAAGAAAGCAAAGAUUGAGAAGAAGAUCGUUGGUAUAGACGCCAAGUCAAAGAGCGGAAGGAAUAAGAUGGAUACUGAAAUCGGAUCAUCGAAGAGUAAGAAGAGGAUGACUGGGCGAAGUUACCGGGCGUUUUUUAAGCAAAGUGCAAAAAACCUCAAAAUUCCAGACCCUGCGAGAAUGCAGGAGGAGGAGGACGAGGAGGAGGAGGAGGAGGAAAAUUGUUCAGAUGCAAGAGCUAGUGAUAACGAUGAAGACGGCGUGGAUAAUUGCCACGAACUAAAAGGUGAUCAGGCCCAUACUCAAUACAAUGGAAGUCUAAAAGGAGCUGGCGAGGGAUCUAGUUCUGGUUCAGAAAAGGUUCCGGAUUUAUCAGUAGAAAUAGAUUCCAGGAGUAAAUUAGGUAGCUCUACCAUGAGGCAACCUUCGAAAUGUAGUGAUAGUGAUGAUCAUAUUGAGAAAGAAUCUGAUUUUGAAGGUGACAGGAGUGACAUCAGUGAAUCAGAUAAAGUAAAAUUAAGAACUCCAGAGUUGGUAGAUACUGAUACGGAUGCUGGGUCUCCCGCCACUGGGUUUUCUCCGGAAAGUAAGGAUAACUCUGAAGCAAAUGCGAAAAUGCCUGCUGAUAUGGAUGCUGGGUCUCCCACCACUGGGUUUUCUCUGGAAAGUAAGGAUAUUCCUGAAGCAAAUGUGAAGAUGCCUGCUGAUAGUCUUUCUUCAGAAGCGCUGUUGAACAAACAAGAGGCUUUCGGAGCCGAUGCUACCUCUCCUUCUGGUACUAAAAUCAAGAAUUUGGACCGAUGCUUAGAGUGCCCUAAGCCCCUUAGGGUCAAGGACUUGCAAGCUCAGGAUAAUUGUAUAUGUAGUACAAAAGCAAAACCUGAUUUAACUUCCUCCUUUUCAGAGAGGUUGAGUGUGGAGGUUAGCGGUCAUGUUGGAAUUCCAGAAGGGCACUCAAUGUCAGCUAACGUUAAGGAGCUCUUGAUGGACAAAGUGGGCCCUCAUGCUUGUGUUGUUUGCAAGAAUCCUGGAACGCUUUUAUGCUGUGAUGGGAAAGGGUGCAAAAGAAGCUUCCAUCUUUCUUGUCUGGAUCCGCCCUUGCAAACUAUCCCUCCUGGUGUUUGGCUAUGUAUUCCUUGUAUAAAAAAGAAGAUACAGUUUGGAGUAUACUCGGUCACUGAAGGAGUAGAGUCUCUUUGGGAUGUCAAAGAGGGAAUGCAGAAUAGCAAACAUUAUUUUGUCAAAUACAAGAGCCUUGCCCAUGUCUAUAACCGGUGGAUUCCGGAGAGUGAAAUUCUUAGUGAAGCUCCAGAAGUUGUUGCAAAAUUUAAUAGAAGAUAUCAGAAAGAGAAGAUAACAAGGUGGAGGCAAGAAUGGACUGAGCCACAUCGUCUAUUGAUGAAACGACAGCUCAUGCCCAAAAAACUGGCUAACGAGUUUUUUAACGGGCUUGCUGAUAAAGUUUCAUAUUGUAAUGCUGAAUGGCUAGUGAAGUGGAGGGACUUGGGGUAUGAGCAUGCAACAUGGGAACUAGAAACUUCACAUUUUCUCCAAACUGCUGAGGGUCUGAUGCUUAUAAAAGAUUAUGAAGCUCGUCACGGGGAGGCAAAAAAAGCAUCUGAUCUUUCAAAAGCUAGCAAGGCUUUACAGUUUAAGCAAAAUCCUUUCCACAAGCUGCAGAAGUUGCCUAAUGGAUGCCCAGCAAAUCUAGAUAAUGAUCAUUUGAAUGCUGUUAACCGGCUUCGUGAGUUCUGGCACAAGUCUCAUAAUGCUGUUUUCAUUGAUGGCCAGGAACGAGUAAUUAAGACCAUCUUGUUCAUAUUAUCCUUACUACCUCAUGCAUAUCGGCCUUUUCUGAUCAUAUCAACGGCUGCUUCUAUUUCCUUAUGGGAGAAUAAGUUUGAACGCUUGGCACCAUCUAUCAAUGUUGUUGUCUACAAUGGGAGUAAAGAUGUUCGGAAGAUGAUUCGAACUCUGGAGUUUUAUGAGCAAGGAGGUUGCAUAAUGUUUCAAGUUCUAUUAUCCCAUCCAGAUGCUGUUAUAGAGGACUUCCACUCUGUGGAAAGCAUCAGUUGGGAAGCUAUUAUAGUGGAUGAGUGUCAAAACUCGAGAGUUUCAAAGAAUCUUGAACAUCUUAAGAGUCUUGCCAGUGAUAUCAGAAUGCUGCUUUUAAGUGCUCCACUGAAGGAUAAUCUUGCAGAGCACAUCAACCUCCUUUCUUUCCUUGAUCCAGGAGGGAAAAGGACAUGCCUCGAUAGUUCAAAGUUUGAUUCCAGUGAUACUGUUGGUUCGCUUGCUAUUUUGAAAGAGAGAUUAGCUCGCUACAUAGCAUAUGAGAGGAAAUCAGAUUCUUCAAAAUUCCUGGAGUACUGGGUUCCUGUACGCCUUUCAGAUGUGCAGUUAGAGUUGUAUUGUGCAACUCUCAUUUCAAAUUUACUUCCUCUUCGUUCAUAUACUAAAACUGAUUCGGUUGGAGCUCUUCGCGACAUUCUUAUAUCUCUCCGGAAGUGCUGUGACCAUCCUUACAUAGUCGAUCAAUCACUGCAAAGUUCAUUAACCAAGAAUCAUCCAGUAGGUGAAAUUUUGGAUAUUGGGGUAAAUGCAAGCGGCAAAUUGCUACUGCUUGAUAAGACUCUUCGAGAGAUCCAGAAACGCAAAUUAAGAGUAUUGAUUCUCUUCCAGUCAGUUGGUGGAGCCGGAAGGAACCCCAUUGGUGAUUUUUUGGAUGAUUUCCUCCGUCAAAGAUUUGGUGCUGAUUCAUACGAACGUGUCGAUAGUGGAUUGCUUAUGUCCAAAAAACAAGCUGCGAUGAGCAAGUUCAAUAACAAGGAAAAUGGGAGAUUUGUAUUUUUAAUUGAAAAUCAUGCAUGCCUUCCAAGUAUUAAACUGUCGUCUGUUGAUGCUAUUAUUAUAUACGACAGUGAUUGGAAUCCACUAAAUGAUCUAAGAGCUCUUCAGAAGAUAAGCAUAGAGCCACAAUCUAAGCAGGUAGUUGUGUUUCGUCUUUAUUCAUCUUGUACGGUGGAGGAGAAAGUUCUUAUUUUGGCAAAGCAAGAUAUGCUUCUUGGUACUAACAUACAGAGUAUAAGCCCAACUGUUAGCCACGCCCUACUCAGUUGGGGUGCUUCAUAUCUGUUUAGUAAACUAGAUGCUCUCCACCAAAAUAAUGACUUAAAUAAAUUCGCUGAUGCUUCUACCGACAAACUAUUCUUGGAUGAAGUAGUAGGGGAUUUGUUGGCAAAACUAUCCAACCAGGCUGAAGCUUUUAGUGAGAGAAAGAGCUCGGUCUUAGUAAAAGCUCACUUGAGUGGAAUGUCCUAUUCAAGAAAUAUUACUCUAGUUGGUGAGAAGGAGGGAAUCUCUUCAAUGGAUAAAGAUCCUCCAAAAUUUUGGUCCAAUUUACUGGAGGGAAGAUAUCCUUCUUGGCAAUAUAUAUCUGAACAAUCACCGAGAAGCCGGAGAAAGGUACAAGACUUGGAUGAAUCAGCAAAACUACCAGCAGCAGAGAAUGAAGAAAUCAAGAGAAAACGUAAGAAAGUAGCUAGCGAAACUAUUGAUCCAAAAUCUCUCCAAGGUUGGCUUCAGGAUAAAAGAAAAGAAGUUACUGAUAGCACAGAUGUUAUGUCGCGUGAAAACUCUACUCCUUCAACUGGCUCUGGUCGGCAAUCAUUUAGUCCACAAUGGAAAGAAGUGGUUAUUCCAAGUAGGAGAUCAAGCAAAGCAGAGUUAACCGGAAAUCAAGGUGGUCUUGAAUCAGGAUCCCUAGCCAGCUGGGCUCCAACAUAUGAUGAUAUGGAUGCACAUAAAUCUCCUACAGUUCAAUCUGAAGGAAGAGAAAAGUUGUGGAAUGCUCAGAGGAGCCUUCAUCUUUUAUUGAAACCAGAGUUAUCAAAUUUAUGUGGAAUCCUGAGGCUUCCGGAGGAUGUAAAGAGUAAGGCUGAAGUGUUUCUUGGGUAUGUUAUGAACAAUCAUCAAGUUAGUCAAGAAUCAAAAGCUGUAUUGCAAGCUUUCAAGAUAUCCCUGUGUUGGCGUGCUGCUUCUCUCUUAAAACAUAAAUUGGAUCGCAAAGAAUCACUUGCACUUGCAAAAAAAUAUUUGAACUAUGAAUGCAAUGAGGAGCUGGCUAAAUCUGUUUAUGAUAAAUUAAGGAUACUUAAAAAGAAAUUUUCUCAUCAAGUUGGUGCGCUAAGUAAUCAAGAUUGUACAAAUUCAUUGGAGAAUCGGCAAUCAGUAUCCCGAAAUGAAAAUAUUACUAAAGAAUCUGCUACUGAGGUCUCUUCUGAUCCUACAGCAUGUAAUCAAGGUGAGUUGGAAGAUGGUGAGUUCCAAGAGAAGGAACAAGUAUCUGUUCAUGAAACUCAUGGUGAAAUACACCAACAUAUUGGAUCGCUAAAAGAUGAACUCCUUAAAAAACGAAUUGACUUAAUUGACAAAGUUUAUUCAAGAAGAGCAGAAGAAAUCCUCCUCAAGCAGCAACGUGAAAUUUCAGAUUUUUACCGACACAUGAAAAAGGUAGAGAUGAGUCUGAAUAGGGCACAUCAGUUGGAUUUGGAGAUCACUAAUAGCAGUAUUUCGGAUCCUCUUGUAAGGAACAACAAGAUCAGACUGCUAGAUGAAGAGUUCUCUAAAAUAAUGUCUGCAUUUGAGGAGCACGUGAAUAGCGAACGAAAGAAACUUGAAGCUUUGCAAUUAGCUACAAGGGAGACAGAGCGAGAAAGGAAGAAUAACUGGAUAGAGAAAGCUAAAGCCCACAAAUUGGACGAUUCCUUUGAUUCCAUUUCUUUGCCAGAUUCUGGAUUCAUUGCAGAGGAGUUCAGGUGGGUUGAUGAGCAAGCUGUGUCUUCAGAUGUCCUACGAGACUCGGGAAUAUAUUGUCCCUCUUCUAUUCCGUCAUCGGAGAAAGAAGUUAUGCCAGAACAAAUACCUGUUGAAACUGGAAAUACAGCUUCUGAGGGCAAUAUUGCAAAUAGAGUGGAAUCUGCUGAGCCGACCGGAGAGUUCGUUGAUGCUGUAACUACAGUUGCAUCUGGAGAGGCACGUCAUACGAACACAGAAACUGAAAUUUCAGAUUUCCAGGCAUGUAAUAUAAACUUGGCGAGGAGAGUGUCAGAUGAUAGGUCUAUGAGCCUUGGAAUAGAACCAGGUGUUGACUUGGAACCGAAUAGAAGUGCUGAUAAUUCUGAGGUGACUAACUUGAUGUAUUCCUCACUGCGAACUUCAGGAGACUUUACUUUGACAGCCCGUGUAUCGUCGAGUUCUGGCUGUGAAAAUGACACAUCAACUAAUCAGGAGCCCUCUAGCGACAGAUGUGAAAUAGAGACAAUUGAAGGUGGAAGAGCUCCUGCUACUAGUUUUUCCCCACAAAUCUUGGUUUCUGUUCAAAAUACAAGUACUGUUCUUCCAGUGCAUACUGAUCCAAGCAACAAUAUAGCUACUAGCACAGCAGCAUGCAGAAGAAUUGUGGAGCCUUCUACAGUUAUACAUGAUUCUGUCCAACCAGUGCAACAGUUACCUGCAGCGGCAGCGGCUACAUUGACCGGUCAACCCAAUAAUCCUCCGACCUCUUGUUCAAAUAUUGCCCCAGAAAGAACACAUCCUGAAGCCCCGUCUACUGACCGACCAGAGAUGGAAAGCCGUCCUCCCCAAUUAUUUCCAAUGUCACAAUUGGUUUUGUCUCAAGGGAUCAAUCCUGAGCCGCUCAAAAAUGAGCUGACUAGAAUACGUUUGCAUGUAGAGACACUGACAAAGUUGCAUGAAGAUAAGAAAAUGCAACUGAAGUUGGAGUCUGAACAAGAAAUAGAGAAAAUUAGAAAGAAAUAUGAGACACUAUUACAGGAUGAAGAUUCUAGAUUUCGUCAGCAGCAGAAGGUGCUUGGAGGUUUCUACGACAAAGUUCUCGUUCAUCAGUCUUUAGCUGAGGAGUUCAGGGCAAAAUUCAUUGAUAAUAGACGGCAAACUGCUGAGUCCUCACAAGGACAAAACCAAGGUUCCCAGUCCUUGCAGCAGUUACCGCAGGUUUCGUCACAGCAGCAACUUGCUCAAAGGCCUUCGUCAGCAUCAGCAACUGCAUCAGCAUCUGCAGCACUGUCUGGACCUAUCCCUCCUACGCGACCCUCUACUUCUCUUGCAUCAAAUAGAUAUCGUGUUCCGCCUUCACCUAUUUCCUCAACCACCUCCACUCCAGCAGUUCGUCCGCCCUCAACCAUUCCUUUGGCCCCUCCAAUUCCAGUGGUUCAUCCAGCCCCUACUACUUCAACCCCUCCAAAUUCACUAGUCCGUGCGGCCAAUUCGGUGUUGCCCACCAAUAUGGUUCGAUCACAGUUCAGCUCAAUUUUCUCAUCCCAUGGAGGCACUGGGCAAGUCAGAAGCGCUCCUCCCCAUCUCAGUCGCUUUAGACCGGCAUCGUCCUCGGCUGCAAGUUUCCCUCAAAAUACCGGUAUUGUAGCUAAUCAGCAACAAGUUUCUACGAGUUUGACGUCAUCAUCAUUGCACCCGCCGGCCAUUUCGUACAGUGGAAUCUUCCAGCCUGCGGGAUUGGGUACUUUACAGGUGAGCCACAGUACAUCUCCCUCCGCAAACUUGCCUCUAGGCAAUAAUGUGAAUAUCGGAGCUGUGCCACAGACAACGGCGGCGGCAGGCCCAGCAUUGGAUAAUUGGCUUAUGUCUAAUAUGCGAGUUAGCAAUAAUCAAUCAUUGAUGAAUGUUGGGAGAUCUGAGGCUGCAGCAGAUGUUGUUUGCAUAUCAGAUGAAGAGUGAAUACUAUGUGGAUUAAGCUUUAUUUGCUCAUUCCCCUACCUGGAAAGUUCCUAUCAGGAAUUCGAUGCCAAAGUGAGAUUAAAGGUUUAUAAUGUAAUUUUGCCCACUCGAUGUAGAGUAUGAAGAGGAGGGAGACUACAUAAUUAACAGGGUUGCAUUUGCGAAGCAUGAUUGAACUAACCCUAGAUUAUUUUUUGCCCCUUGGUGUAGAGCUCUCAGUGAGAAUGCAUUUCAGUUGGCAGGCUCCUGAUGGCCUCUUUUGUAUAUAAGGAAGAUGUUGGCUGUCGGUGAAUAGCAUCAUUUUGGGAUUUGAUUUUAUCAGUUUUAGCCUUCUCAGGUGUGGAUGCUCGCCUGUCUCCAGUGUAAGUAAUUUGUACACUGAUGCGAAGUUAUUAUGACCAGUUGCUGGUUUAUAGGUUGUUAUAAAGUUCUCCGGGGCCUUACUGUGAGUGCAAGUUCGUAGUAACUUAGCAGUAUAGGUUCAAGUUUUUUCAA
This is a messenger RNA of Ananas comosus (pineapple), 8012 nucleotides long. Its product is annotated as chromodomain-helicase-DNA-binding protein Mi-2 homolog. NCBI's taxonomy places the organism in Eukaryota, Viridiplantae, Streptophyta, Magnoliopsida, Poales, Bromeliaceae. The record is from RefSeq and is a predicted model, not a curated record. Gene Ontology annotation, cellular component: chromatin; nucleus. Gene Ontology annotation, biological process: negative regulation of transcription by RNA polymerase II; chromatin remodeling. Gene Ontology annotation, molecular function: ATP hydrolysis activity; DNA binding; histone binding. The transcript is spliced from 20 exons. Bases 282 to 7517 code for a protein of 2411 amino acids.